AUGCGCCAAUGGAUCCGACUUAGCCACAAGGCGACAUUCUCAAAGCUAACGCACCAUCGACACUCGCCCGCCAGUCACGUGAGUACCGUCGCAAGUCCCGCGUUCCACAAGAAAAAGAAGGUCCACAGCAUUUGUUCAAGAUGGCAACAACCAUUCACGCAGAACCGGGAAACCCUCUUUUUGCUAUAUCUCGAUGACGAUAACCACACAAGAGCUUCUCAUGACACCUUGUUGCAGUACACAAAAUUGCAGACAAUGGACUCCAUCCUUCGCGAGCAUGUAGCAACCGAAUGGAAGGAGACAUGUCCUAAGUGUGGGUGA
Messenger RNA from Aspergillus tanneri, 321 nucleotides. RefSeq lists its product as uncharacterized. Bases 1 to 321 code for a protein of 106 amino acids. Lineage: Eukaryota; Fungi; Ascomycota; Eurotiomycetes; Eurotiales; Aspergillaceae. The record is from RefSeq and is a predicted model, not a curated record. The transcript has 2 exons.